CAGUAAAACCCCAAACAAAAUCUCAAAAAAGAAAAAGAUGAAACUUUCUAAAGCUGCUAUGGCCGUCGCAGGAUCUUCUGCCUCUCGUCUUGGACAACCCCUUCGAUCCAUGGCAUCCAUUGCACCAACUGCUUUCCAAGAGAAAUAUCCUCAUCUGUUGCCUCACGCCGGGAUUAUUUCAGGCUACAACAACGAAGAUGGUGCUUGUGAGCUGCUCAUGGUGAGUCGUCUUCAACAGACGACAGACAAGAAACUGCGCUGUCUCGUCGUGACAGGAGGAGGUGACAACUUUCUGAGCCUGUUGGCUCACCCUUCAGUGCAGCAUGUCACCGCUGUGGACACGGACCCGAUGGCUCAAGCUCUGGCCCAAACCAAGGUAGCUUUGGCCAAGUCCACCCUUUCCAAGGAGCAAGUCCUGACUUUUUUGGGGGCCUACGACAAGCCGAUCGAGGACAUGGAUCGACUAGCUGUCUUUGAGGAUCAUGUCAAACCCCAUUUGGAACCGACAGCUGUUUCGACCCUCGAAUCUCUGACUGCUCCUGCACUUGAGCACGGCUUUGUCCUGUUUGGUGCGCUGGAGAAUUGCAACCGCCACAUCAACCACGUUCUUGAGACCAAGGAAGGUUUCUCACUGAAAGAUAUUUUCGAAGGCAAUUGCAACGAUCUGGACCGCUUGGAGCGAGUCCUGUACAACAAAGAUGAGCCUUUGUUUUCGGCGGAGGAGUACCUGGAAGUCGCAGGAUUAGACCGCAUCCUUCCACCACAUAUCAUGGAAGUCUUCUUGGCCCGUCUCAAGGAUGGGUUCCUUCAGAAGUGUUUGGGAGGUCACUAUCAGGUGGCAGGAUUGACUUCAUCCCACAUUGCUCGCAUGACGUUCUUGCACGCGUAUUCCGAUGAAUGCCACCCAGAAUGGCUGAAUGAAUCCGUUCGACAAAGGCUGCGAGAGACCGACUCCUCGGUGGAGUUUGUCAACUCGAACUUUUUGGAGUUGGGUGAUGAGGACGCCAAGUAUGAUUUGAUAUCUCCCAGCAACAUUUUUGAUUGGAUGCCGAUGGAGAAGUCCACGGCGGGCAUUAAAGCCGCAUGUGACAAUCUUCUUGCUCCUGGACACGGGUUGUUUCUCUUGCGAAGGGCUUUUGGCGGGGUACCGGACAUGGUUUCUGCGAUGGAGGACAAACUCAUGCUCUGCCCUGAGAUCACAUCCCAGACGUUGGCGGAAGCGGAUAAAGCUCCAUUCUUUUAUCGCAAUGAAGAAGGGAUGGCGUGUUUGCAGCUGCGUUAAGUGUGGUUUUGGCCGUGGAACUACAAAUAUACCAUAACCAAAUAUAAUGAGCUUCAAAAGGAUUUU
Molecule: messenger RNA, 1348 nt
Organism: Seminavis robusta
Lineage: Eukaryota; Bacillariophyta; Bacillariophyceae; Naviculales; Naviculaceae
Source: the annotation of a GenBank genome assembly